Messenger RNA from Diaporthe amygdali, 399 nucleotides. RefSeq lists its product as uncharacterized. NCBI's taxonomy places the organism in Eukaryota, Fungi, Ascomycota, Sordariomycetes, Diaporthales, Diaporthaceae. The transcript has 2 exons. The coding region runs from base 1 to 399 and encodes 132 amino acids. The record is from RefSeq and is a predicted model, not a curated record.
AUGUCCGAAUACACAUCCACACGCGACGGCUUCCAGCGCGCUAUGGAAUGGAGCUUGACCGGCCCGCCCAAUGAAACAAAGCUGUACACGGAGGCUCUGUCAACACCCGACUUCUUCCAAAUCAUGAACGGCCAGCGCAUCUCAUAUGACGCCUACGUAAAGGGAAUCGAGGAAUGGCGCGCCAAGGUCAGCGCGUACAAGCCCGAGGUUCAGGAGUUUCUCCGCGAUGGUGACCAGCUGGCGGCGCGCAUGACGGGCACCAUCACCGUUGACGGGGUCGCCACUGAGUUUGAGAGCUUCAUGUUUGCUAAGGUGGAUGGGAGCGGCAGGAUGGAAUGGUUGAAGGAGAGAUCCGUCUGGGGCCCUGCGGGCGGGAAGCCCGAGCAUGGCGUUAAUUAG